Messenger RNA from Ilex paraguariensis (yerba mate), 1682 nucleotides. Lineage: Eukaryota; Viridiplantae; Streptophyta; Magnoliopsida; Aquifoliales; Aquifoliaceae. The record is from the annotation of a GenBank genome assembly.
AUGAUGUUUAGUGCAGGGGAUCUACGCCGUGCUAAUGGCCUCCUUGCACGGUAUGGUUUUGUGCUUCAUGAAGAUGGAAGCCCGUCAAUAUUGUUUUACAACUUACUAAUGAAGGGUUAUAUAAGCUCCGGUUGUCCUCUGGCAGCAUUAGGUGUGUACGAUGAAAUUCAACAGCAGGGAAUGAUACCUGAUAAGCUCACAUAUAAUACUCUGAUCUUUGCAUGUGUCAAGACUGAAAAAUUGGAUGCUGCAAUGCGUUUUUUUGAGGAAAUGAAGGUCCAAGCUCAGAAAGUUGGGCAUGAUGAUCUUUUCCCAGAUGUUGUCACAUACACUACAUUGCUAAAGGGUUUUGGGGAUGCCAAGAAUCUUCUUUCAGUUGGGAAGAUUGUGUCAGAAAUGAAAUCAUCUUGUGACUUGUCUAUUGAUCGGAUCGCAUACACUGCUAUUAUUGAUGCGUUGCUAAAUUCUGGUUCAAUCAAAGGUGCUCUCUGUAUGUUUGGGGAGAUAUUGAAAAAGGCUGGUGGAAAUCCUGGCUUGCGGCCGAAGCCUCACCUCUAUCUUUCCUUGAUGCGUGGCUUGGCUGUUAAGGGAGACUAUGGUCUGGUUAAAUGUCUGCAUGAACGCAUGUGGCCGGACUCAGCAGGAACUAUUUCCUCCAAAGUUCAAGUUGAAGCUGAUCACCUUCUCAUGGAGGCAGCUCUAAAUCAUGGCCAGGUUGAUGUGGCUGUACAAAAUCUAUAUCACAUUAUUAGAAAAUGGAAGGGAAUAUCAUGGGCUAGUCGAGGAGGAAUGGUUGCUGUACGCAUUGAGGCAUUGCUGGGGUUCACUGCAUCCAUUUUUGGUCCUUACAUGCUUUCUCAGGUGUCAGUUAGUGCUGCAAUUGAGUGCAUUAUGAUACCAUUUGAAGAAGCUCAGCCAUUACAAGCUACCUGGCACCUGAGGCAAGUGGUGCUGCGUUUCUUCAGAGAUUCAGUUGUGCCCAUCAUAGAUGUCUGGGGAAGCUGUGUGGGAAUACUACAUCGGGAAGACUGCAAUAUGGUUGCUGUACGCAUCGAGGCAUUGCUGAGCCUCACUGCUUCCAUGUUUGGUCCUUACAUGCUUUCUCGGGUGUCAGUUAGUGCUGCAAUUGAGUGCAUUAUGAUACCAUUUGAAGAAGCUCAGCCAUUACAAGCUACCUGGCACCUGAGGCAAGUGGUGCUGCGUUUCUUCAGAGAUUCAGUUGUGCCCAUCAUAGAUGACUGGGGAAGCUGUGUGGGAAUACUACAUCGGGAAGACUGCAAUAUGUUGGAUGCUCCACUUUCAACAAUGAUGAGAAGCCCACCUCCUUGCGUCACAAGCUUGACAUCUAUUGGUCGUGUCAUUGAUUUGAUGUUGGAGAAGAGGUACAAGAUGGUAAUUAUUGUAAAAUAUGAUGAGUUUCAUGGUAUGUCUUACAGCUUUAGUUUAAGGGCCGUUGGUGUUUUUAAAUUUGAACAACUCUGUAAGCUUGCUAUUCCGGCAUCAAAGCUGCAGGGGCAACAACCUUACACCUCUCGAAUAUGAGAAUAGAUUCCCUACUUUAUUUUCUGCUUCCUUCACUCUCAAGUUUAAAUUUUCUUUUCUCUGAAAAUUUCAGACCCUUGUUUCACCUAUAAUUCAUUCAUAGUAUGUGAAGGUGAUGGGGAACAUAAAGGGGUUCCUAG